Messenger RNA from Ustilago hordei, 1545 nucleotides. RefSeq lists its product as uncharacterized. The coding region runs from base 1 to 1545 and encodes 514 amino acids. The transcript has 2 exons. The record is from RefSeq and is a predicted model, not a curated record. NCBI's taxonomy places the organism in Eukaryota, Fungi, Basidiomycota, Ustilaginomycetes, Ustilaginales, Ustilaginaceae. Gene Ontology annotation, cellular component: membrane.
AUGGGCGUGGCGCUCUCGCUGCCCUUCCUAGGAGGCGGUCUCGCCUCCAUCGCGAGCUCGUGCCUGGCCGGCCUCGCCUUCUUCUGCACUAGCACCGCCGCAUCAGCUUUCUUCAAGUCAUGCAACUGCCAGUCUUCAAUAGCAACCCGUGUCGGCUUCGCCAUUAUCUUCUGUCUUGACGCCUUGCUAGCAUGGCUAAGCUUGACAAGCUUCAUGAUGCAUAAGAUUCAAGAAUGGUCCUACAACUACAUAAAGAUGGACUGCAAAGACAGGGAUCGCUGCUAUGGUGUCCUGGCCGUCCACCGCAUCACGUUUGCGCUUUCCCUUUUCCACUUCAUUCUCGGUAUGCUCCUCAUCGGCGUCAAGGACACACGAACGAAGCGAGCUGCCAUCCAGAAUGGCUGGUGGGGUCCCAAGGUGCUUCUAUGGCUCCUCCUCACCCUUCUCAUGUUCUUCAUCCCUAACGGCUUUUUCGUCUUCUGGGCCAACUACUUUUCGCUCAUCUUCGCCUCGAUCUUUAUCGUCGUUGGUCUCGUAUUGCUCGUCGACUUUGCCCAUUCUUGGUCCGAGACUUGCCUGGACCGAUGGGAGCAAACCGAGUCCGACUUCUGGAAGUUCACUCUCAUUGGCAGCACACUUGGAAUGUACGCAGCCACGAUCGCGCUGACGGGUGUGCUGUACGGCUUCUUUGCCUCAAGCGGGUGCUCGCUCAACCAGUUCUUCAUCAGCCUCAACUUGGCACUGAUCGUGGUUCUCACCGUGCUUUCCAUCAGUCCACACGUGCAGGAGGCCAACCCGAGGAGUGGUCUGGCUCAAAGUAGUAUGGUGGCUGCCUACUGCACUUAUCUGAUUGCAUCAGCCGUAAUGAACCGCGACAAUGCCGAGUGCAAUCCCAUCACCCGUGGCCGCGGUGGCAGCGCAAAGACAACCACUGUAGUCAUCGGUGCAGUGUUCACCUUCCUCGCCAUCGCUUAUUCGACCUCUCGUGCCGCCACGCAGUCCACGACCCUUGUUGGCAAGCGACGAGCGGCUUUGAACGAAAGCCGACCGCCCUCCGGAUACGGACCAUUGGCAACGCGCGAGUCAAUCGACAAGUCAUCCGGUGCUGUUGUCACUGAUCAGCCAACAAAGAAGGAUUCGCUUCGCAUCCAGGCGCUGAUGGCAGCGGUGGAGGCUGGUGCUAUUCCAGCGUCUGCAUUGGACGAGGAAGAGGACGACGAGGAGAUGGAGACACGCUCCGAGCUCGGCGCUGGAGGCGACGAGAGUGAUGAUGAGCGUCAAGGGACUCGUUACAACUACAGCUUCUUCCACUUUGUCUUCGCCAUCGCAGCAUGCUACACGGCCAUGCUGUUGACCGACUGGCGCUUUGUCCGUCUUGGCGGACCUUCGCCGGACCCAAGCGAGGAUGGUGCUCCCAUCGCCUACAUUGGCAGAAGCACAACAGCAAUGUGGAUGCGAGUUGUCAGCAGCUGGCUCUGUAUCUGCAUUUACACUUGGAGUCUGAUCGCUCCUGUUCUUCUCCCGGAUCGAUUCGGCCUCGAUUAG